Molecule: messenger RNA, 3383 nt
Organism: Cucumis sativus (cucumber)
Lineage: Eukaryota; Viridiplantae; Streptophyta; Magnoliopsida; Cucurbitales; Cucurbitaceae
Product: potassium transporter 6
Exons: 8
Coding region: 791-3148 (785 amino acids)
Biological process (GO): potassium ion transmembrane transport
Cellular component (GO): membrane
Molecular function (GO): potassium ion transmembrane transporter activity
Source: RefSeq, a predicted model, not a curated record
UCUGUCCUCCAAAAUCAGACAAAAAGGAAUGUACUUCUAGUUCUUUAUCUUCUUCUUCUUCUUCUUCUUCGCUAAAUUGUUAAAACAAGUGUUGAAGAAGAAAAUAGCGGUUGGUUGCUCUUCUUUCCUUCUUCUUCUUCUUUCUACUUCUUCCACUUUGACUCUCGAAAACUCAAGUGGGUUUUAUUGCUUCACACUGGAAAUUUCAUUUUCUUACAUUAAAGUAGAGCUUAAGAUUAACCCCAUUUAAAAUCUUCAUUUCUUAGUCCCUUUCUGAAUGAUUACGAAAAAUAUUCUCUCUGAUUUUCAAAGGGUUUUCUUCUCUUUUUUUCUUUCUGUUUCUUUUCGUGUUCGUUCUCCACACAUCCCUUUCUUUCUCUCAUUAUAGAGACACGUAAGUGUAAUAUAUAUAUGCUUGUGUAUUUUUGUUCUUUUUUUCUCAUUUUAGUGUUGCAGAGACUUUUGUGUUGUUAGUAUAUUCCUGUAUUUUCUCCAAAGUAGUAAAGGGCGUUUUGCAUUUUCGUUUUUGUUGAGUUUUCUGGUUGAAUUUUUUUUAUUGAAUUUUGAGAAAUAAAAAAAUGGGUUUCUUCAGUAUCUGGCAUUCGUAGGCAACUCAUCGUGGAUCUGGGAUUUUUAAAAUACUUUUUGUUUCGCUAUCCGUCUUCUUACCUUCUCUCUAAAAGCUGUUUGAGGACGGUGUCUUGUAGCCGUAUAAAGUUUCCCCCAAAUAGAGAUUUGAGUUUUUGAGUUGAAAAUGCUUCUAUUCAACUUUUGAAAACUUGAACCUUCUAUGGUUAUGGAUCUGGAAAGUGGAGUUGUUAAUGAAAAGAACGCGAAGAAAGAUUCAUGGAAGACGAUUUUGAUGAUGGCUUAUCAGAGUCUUGGGGUUGUUUAUGGAGAGUUGGGAACUUCGCCUUUAUAUGUGUAUAGGAACACUUUUGCAGAAGAAGAUAUCAAUCAUACCAAGAGCAACGAUGAGAUUUAUGGGGUUUUGUCCUUUGUUUUCUGGACUCUCACCAUUGUUCCUUUGCUCAAGUACAUAUUUAUCGUUCUUAAAGCUGAUGAUAAUGGGGAGGGUGGGACAUUUGCUCUGUAUUCGUUACUGUGUCGACAUGCUCGAGUUAGCUCAUUGCCUAAUACCCAGUUGGCUGAUUCUGAACUUACUGAGUAUAAGAUGAAUGUCCUUGGUCCACCAUCUCAACAAAGUUUUGGAUUUAAACUCAAAUCAGCAUUAGAAAAGCGUCGGGUUCUGCAGAAAUUCUUGCUUGUUCUUGCUUUAAUUGGGACUUGCAUGGUGAUAGGGGAUGGCAUCUUAACUCCAGCUAUUUCUGUUCUUUCGGCGGUUUCUGGUCUUGAGCAUACCAUGGCAAAAGAACAUCACCAAUAUAUAGUGAUCCCAAUUGCAUGCAUCGUACUGAUAUGCCUGUUUGCUCUUCAGCACUAUGGCACGCACAGGAUUGGCUUCUUGUUUGCUCCCAUAGUGAUAGUUUGGCUAUUGUGUAUUAGUGUUAUUGGCCUUUACAAUAUUAUCCAUUGGAAUCCCCGUGUUUAUAGAGCAAUUUCUCCUCGUUACAUGUUCCAAUUUCUUAAGAAAACCCAAAAAGGAGGCUGGAUGUCACUUGGUGGAAUAAUGUUGUGCAUUACUGGUUCGGAAGCGAUGUUUGCUGACCUUGGUCAUUUUUCUCAGUUGUCAAUUAAGAUUGCUUUCACUUUUAUGGUUUAUCCAUCUCUUCUCCUAGCAUACAUGGGGCAAGCUGCUUAUCUGUCUCAACAUCAUCCCUCUUCAAAUGAACAUCCAAUUGGAUUUUAUGUAUCUGUUCCUGAUAAAUUGAAGUGGCCUGUCCUUAUAAUUGCCGUGCUUGCAGCAGUAGUCGGAAGUCAGGCUAUAAUCACCGGAACUUUCUCGAUUAUAAAGCAGUGCUCUGCUUUGGGUUGCUUUCCUCGGGUCAAAAUUAUUCAUACGUCUUCGAAAGUUCACGGUCAGAUCUAUAUCCCAGAGGUCAAUUGGAUUUUGAUGCUGUUAUGCUUGGCAGUUACCUUAGGUUUCAGAGACACUAAGCGCUUGGGCCAUGCCUCAGGUUUGGCAGUGAUAACUGUGAUGCUUGUUACUACAUGCUUGAUGUCGCUCGUUAUUGUCCUGUGCUGGCACCGAAGUGUAUUUCUUGCAAUAGGCUUCAUCUUCUUCUUUGGCACCAUUGAAUCUCUCUACUUCUCAGCUUCUCUCAUAAAGUUUCUUGAAGGAGCUUGGGUUCCUAUUGCGAUUUCUUUUGUAUUCCUGAUCGUUAUGUAUGUCUGGCACUACGGAACUCUUAAGAAGUUUGAAUUUGACAUCCAAAACAAGGUUUCUAUUAACUGGCUACUUAGUUUGGGUCGCAGCUUAGGCAUUGUAAGAGUCCGUGGGAUUGGUGUUGUACAGACAGAGCUUGUUUCGGGUAUCCCUGGUAUCUUCACCCACUUUGUCACUAAUAUCCCUGCCUUCCAUCAAGUUCUUGUUUUCCUUUGCAUCAAACAUGUCCCAGUGCCACACGUUAGACCAGAAGAACGGUUUCUAAUUGGUCGUAUUGAUACGAGUGAAUACAGACUCUAUCGGUGCAUUGCACGAUAUGGGUAUCGAGAUGUUCACAAAGACGACGUAGAGUUUGAGAAUGAUCUUAUAUGCAGCAUAGCAGAGUUUAUAAGAUCAGGGACUCCACAGUCCAGUGAUUGUAAACUGGACUUUGAUAAAGACGGUGAAAAGAUGUCAGUCGUUGGGACAUCUUCUAACCAUGAAGAUAGGAUUCAGAUGGCCGAGACAGAUAACGAGGAAGACUCUGAAGAACUGUACCAAGCUUCAGAUACAAGAGAAAUAAGGUCACCAACUCCAGUCCAAUUGAGAAAAAGAGUACGCUUCAUCUUACCCGAGAGCCCGAAAAUCAACACUGAUGCAAUGGAAGAAUUACAGGAGCUAAGGGAAGCAAGAGAAGGAGGAGUAGCUUACAUAUUAGGACGAUCACACAUGAAAGCAAAACAAGGAUCGAGCAUGCUGAAAAGAGUGUCGAUUGACUUCAUUUACGAGUUCUUGAGAAAAAACAGCAGAGAAGCUGACUUCCCAGUAGGUUUAUCACAUUCAUCAUCAACACUUGAGGUGGGUAUGAUGUAUCUUGUUUAAUUUUGACCAUAGUACCAUAUUUCUAUGUACAUAUGGGUAUAGAAAGCUGUAAUAUCUGUAAAAUAAUGAAAAGGAAAAGGAAAAAAAUGCAUAGAAAAUUCAAAGUGUGGAUUUGAGAAAAAUGAGAAGAAGAAAAGAAUCGAUCCUUUUGUUAAUGAAAAAGGGUUAAGAAAAACUUUUUGUACUAACAUAACUCAAUUAACCUUUUGAUAUAGAUGCAUAUUAGUUUCAUUUA